UAAAUACAUAUACUCAAACGUUGAAUCACAGCGUGUUUGGAGUUUCUGUUGGAACUAUUUGAGAAGAAAAUUCGGCCAGGAGUGGGGCGGUGUGAAGUCUGCUCCGCUAAUGUACGCAAACGGUGAACAUCUGAUUGGUGAAAGAAUCCUCACCCAUCUCUCAUCCGUGCUGCCGUGGAUUCAUCAAGCUGCCCACUUGCAUACGCACAAUUACACACACCUUCAUACUAAGUACUUCUUGCAGAUUCACACUUCAUUUAACCGAACUCACAUCUCCAGACCUCAUUCAGAAACUGAAGGGAAGAUCUCCAACUCCUCCGUAUGCUUCAACAUAUCCGCCCCUGCGGCAUAAUGACCACUUACAUCAAACAUAUUUGGCAUGCUCUAGCUGUACCGCCAAUCUUUAAAAGAUAGCAUAGCGAUCUCAGCUAUAUUAUUCAAUAUAUCAUUGAGUGUCAGACCCUUAGUUGACCUCUAUUACCCUGAAUGUGGAGUAUCAUGAUGGAAACCCUUCAGACCGAACGGCGAUAUGUAUCGAUAAAGCUCAAUAAUGUGCCCUUUGCCCGGAGACUGCUCUACACAUUAUUUCGACGUGAACCCCGUCUGCCUAAUUACGCAUUUGGACCUUGAUUCUACUGUAAUUCCAUGACCCAAAGUAACUCAGACAUCAUAAUCGUUCAUGUGUAGAGAUCGAUUCGUUCCCGCCUCACGCGGGAUAUGACUGGCAUUGAAUAAUUAGUUUUGCUGAGCGCAUGCUUCAAGACUGUGAAUGAUGAUAUGAUUUUACCCCGUAGCCCAGCCUUCCACCUGAACCCGGUGGGUGGUGAUGGGUUGCCAAGCGAUCACAGAACUUCGUAGCUCCCGAGCAAUCUCCGCGGCGAUCUCUGGACUUUUUUUUGGGCCCUGUCAGGCUUCGACCUUCAACCUCGACUCUGCUCCACACCCAUCAUGGCAGAAUCAGGCGCGAAAGCGCCGCCGACUGGCCCAACCCCAAAUGGCUCUACGAAACCACCAAAAGCCCCAAACCCCGCCUUCAGGAUGAUGGGCCUCCCCAACUUUCGCUUCAAACUCCCCUCGCGCAAUUGGAUGAUUUUCCUCGGUGUUACAGGCUCCUGGACGGCUGCUGUAAUGUACGAUCGACGUGAGAAGAAACGUAUACAAAAGAAAUGGACGAAAAUGGUUGAGCACAUCGCCCGGGAGACGCAGGACGUGCACCAACUACCUCGCAAGCUUACCAUUUACUUGUCCGCUCCGCCCGCAGAUGGUUUGUUAUCUGCGCGCGAACACUUCAACGAAUACGUAAAGCCAAUACUCGUCGCGGCAGCAUUGGAUUGGGAUGCAAUCGAGGGCAGGAGGGAAGGGGAUGUCAGAGCUGGAUUAGCCGAAAGGAUACGCAGACUGCGGAUAAGGAGAGGGGAGCACACUACCGAGCCUGUGGAACCGGAUCUACAAGAUAUAAUUGGAGAGAUGCGGCAAAGAUCAGGCGCCGUUGAGUGGAAUGGCCCCGCAGGAGAUGUUGUUAUUGGGCGUCACACAUGGAAAGAGUACGUGCGAGGCAUGCACGAGGGGUGGUUAGGGCCAUUGGACAACCCUACUCCCAUAGUGGAAGAGCCUCCCGCGCCAGCAGUGCCUGUCCCGGAAGCCUCGCUGGACGCUACUACAAACCCAAGCUCUACCACUACUGACGACGCAUCCCCGACUGUGGUUCACGAAAGCGCAAAACCCGAAGAGCCCGAGAAGCCAAAAGAAGACGAGAAUAAACCCAAGAAGAAGGUACAACCGCCACCUUUCAACAGACCUAGCGACUAUGCGGAGGCCAACCUGCCUGUGACUUGCCCACAGGCCUUGGGUCCUGCGGUCGCAAUACCCCUUCAACACUUGCUGGGCUUUUGGAACUUCCCCAUCCGCAUGUAUCGCUUUCUGAACAGAAGGAAGGUUGCAGAUGAGGUCGGAAGAGACACCGUGGCUGCGGUUCUCGGCGCAUACAGGCCGUUCCACACCGAAUCAGAUGGUCUUGCUGGAAACUCACAAUGGGAACAGCAAAAGCUGCUGGCACACGAAGAGCCAGACUGGCACAAAUCCGCAACAAAGCGCGAGGAGGAGGAUGAUAAAGAGAGGGUCUGGCUGGAUGACAUGGUCCUUGACCCUCGUAUCGCUGAGCGCAUGAGGAAGUUUGAGCUGGACAGUGAUGUGGAACAACGUGCUGUCCAGUCCGUGGACGAUGACAAAGAAGAGUCAUGGCUUCAGUCAUUCUGGCCUAAAAAGGAGAAGAAGCUUUGGGAGGGGCUAACAGAUGAGGAAUGA
This is a messenger RNA of Periconia digitata, 2304 nucleotides long. Lineage: Eukaryota; Fungi; Ascomycota; Dothideomycetes; Pleosporales; Periconiaceae. The record is from the annotation of a GenBank genome assembly.